CGGGGUGGGCGGGACGCGUAACGCAGCUUCCGCGCACGCGCGGUGAGGCCUGUCUGACCGACCUUCAGCAGGGCCGGCGUCACCAUGUUCUCUCGGGCGGGCGUCGCUGGCCUCUCGGCCUGGACCGUGCAGCCACAAUGGAUCCAAGUUCGAAAUAUGGCAACUUUGAAAGAUAUUACCAGGCGACUAAAAUCAAUCAAAAACAUCCAGAAGAUUACCAAGUCUAUGAAAAUGGUAGCAGCAGCGAAAUACGCCCGAGCUGAGAGGGAGCUAAAACCCGCCCGAGUGUAUGGAGUGGGGUCCUUGGCUCUGUAUGAAAAGGCUGAUAUUAAGACUCCUGAAGACAAGAAGAAGCACCUCAUCAUCGGUGUGUCCUCGGACCGAGGGCUCUGUGGUGCUAUUCACUCCUCGGUUGCUAAACAGAUGAAAAGCGAGGCGGCCAACCUUGCAGCAGCUGGGAAAGAAGUUAAGAUUAUUGGAGUUGGUGAUAAAAUCAGGAGUAUACUUCACAGGACUCAUUCUGACCAGUUUCUGGUGACAUUCAAAGAAGUGGGGAGGAGGCCCCCUACCUUUGGGGAUGCGUCAGUCAUUGCCCUUGAGCUGUUAAAUUCUGGAUACGAAUUUGAUGAAGGGUCUAUCAUCUUUAACCGAUUCAGGUCUGUCAUCUCCUACAAGACAGAAGAAAAGCCCAUCUUUUCCCUUGACACCAUUUCAAGUGCUGAGAGCAUGAGUAUCUACGAUGACAUUGAUGCUGAUGUGCUGCGGAAUUACCAGGAAUACAGCCUGGCCAACAUCAUCUACUACUCCCUGAAGGAAUCCACCACGAGUGAACAGAGCGCCAGGAUGACGGCCAUGGACAAUGCCAGCAAGAAUGCUUCUGAAAUGAUUGACAAAUUGACUCUGACAUUCAAUCGCACCCGCCAAGCUGUCAUCACCAAAGAGCUGAUAGAAAUCAUCUCUGGUGCUGCGGCUCUGGACUAAUGAAAAUCAAGUUUCAUCCUCAGACAAGAGGUAAAGAAGAAUUCAGCAAGCUGAUUUUGUUUUUAGCUUACUGCUGUCCUUGUCAGAAGAAUAUAUUGGUCCAUUGUUCAGAUUACUAAAGACAGCAAGAUAUUUGUAAAUUAUCUUACAAUAAAUGACUCAACAUAAAA
Molecule: messenger RNA, 1151 nt
Organism: Bubalus bubalis (water buffalo)
Lineage: Eukaryota; Metazoa; Chordata; Mammalia; Artiodactyla; Bovidae
Gene: ATP5F1C
Product: ATP synthase F1 subunit gamma
Exons: 10
Coding region: 85-981 (298 amino acids)
Biological process (GO): proton motive force-driven ATP synthesis
Molecular function (GO): proton-transporting ATP synthase activity, rotational mechanism
Source: RefSeq, a predicted model, not a curated record